Messenger RNA from Gryllus bimaculatus (two-spotted cricket), 666 nucleotides. Lineage: Eukaryota; Metazoa; Arthropoda; Insecta; Orthoptera; Gryllidae. The record is from the annotation of a GenBank genome assembly.
AUGGAGGGUCAACCAAUUAAUCGUAAAGAACGCUUAAGAGAAUGGUACUCAGGUUCUGGUGAUGCCCAAAAGGCUGUGGAUAAGGAGGCCGGGGCCACCGCACCGCAGCGGUUGGAGCGGCGAUGCGCGCGCCCCUGGCGGCUGAGGAGCGCAACGGCGGCGGGCAGCGCAGCGGGCGCUCCCUCGGCGCGCAGUCAGUGCCGGUGGGUCGUUGAAGGCGAAGCAGCGCGUGUGCACAGUGCAGACAGCUCCGCCCAGCACGCGUGCCGCCGCCAACGCCGCCGCCGCCGCCGGCCCCGCGCGCCGCCCUCUGGGAUGCAGGAAUCGCCUCCAAGUUUUUUUAUGUCUUAUCUUGUUGCUCUUAAGAAUCGAUCGUCUGACAAACCUGAGGAGCCAAAAUACCCACUACUGCGCGUGAGGAGACGAUGUUGGAAAGCGGCUGCGGGGCCGCUGGCCCGAACGAGAAAGUGCAUCGUGCCGCCGUCGCCGCUCCGUGCGCGUGAUCCUUCGCCGAGAGCCUUCGACGCGGUGCGUCGGGUGGCGCCCCAUUUGGCCUCGCAGCCAAACAGGUCAACAGCUGAAGAACGUUGCAAGCGCAUCGCUGCAACCUCCGCCGCGAAGGCUAAUGAUCGGAAGCUCUACGCGAGUUUCAUUCAAGUUUACUAG